This is a messenger RNA of Aplysia californica (California sea hare), 2106 nucleotides long. Its product is annotated as protein C1orf43 homolog. Bases 543 to 1442 code for a protein of 299 amino acids. Lineage: Eukaryota; Metazoa; Mollusca; Gastropoda; Aplysiida; Aplysiidae. The transcript has 8 exons. The record is from RefSeq and is a predicted model, not a curated record.
GGAGUUUGUUCACAAAGCAUCCCAAGUCCACUUUUAUAUGAUAUCACCUGAUACAAAUUUAAGAGCUAGAUCUAGAUUCCAUAUAAUAUAGUUUUAAAUAGCAUUGUGCAGGCAAAAAGAAAAAUUUAAGAGCAAAACUUUCAAAAAAUAUUAUAAAGGUUAUUGGCCACACUCCUUUUACUGUUUUGAAAAUAUGAUGGCAUAGACGUAGGGUAACAAACACACGAACAAUGUCAUCACUUAGAAGCGGUCCUCAUGUGAUUGUUUGGCAUACUUUUAUUAAUGCUAGGGAUGAAGAUGACGAAUUCUUUCCAAAUUUUUGGUCAUUCUAUGGGAGGAGUUGGGAAUGAGGGUUGUGUCCUGUGCCACGGUAUUCGCGGCGAAAACACAUGUUUCCAGGGCCGCUCGCUAUACACUAACAGUACACGUUGAGUGACCUCGGCAGCCCGCCGGGAACUUCCACGGUAUGAAGUUACUGAUAAGACUUGCAUCUCGGCACAGACGCAGAACAGGAGUUGAUAUGUAUACCAUAAACUGCACACAUGAAUGACCAAUCCGAAAAGCACAGUACACAGCCAUCAUGUUUGGCCAACAGAUUUUCAUCCGCAUGGGUCAAGAAUUCCUUCAUUAUGUCUACUGAUUUGUCCCUUGUCAGCGUUGUGCUCUUCAUUGCUAUUGGAGCAUUGCUGUUUUGCAUACUGUUCCUCUUUGCAAAAAGGCAAAUUGUGAGAUUUGCUCUUAAAUCAGCUCGGAAACCACAUGUGAACAUUGGAUCGGAUGUUCCUAAGUUCUUGAGAGAAAAAAUACACCAUUGUCUGGAAAAGACUAAAAGCAUCUAUUUUGAACCAACAUUACUCUCUGAAGAAGUACAGAAUGCUGCUUGUUCUACUGAGAAUCACUACUACUAUCGGAUGAAAGCUUUGGAUGCUUUUUCAAAUGCAGUAACAACAUUGCAGUGGGGAGACUCAUCUGUGCCAAGACGAGAGGCAAAGCAAACUAUUCAGCUUUAUUUGUAUUGCCUGUGUCCAUCAGCAGCUGGCAGCAAGGAUGCUGUUUUUAUAGAAAAGUUUGCCCGUUUGUACAAGCAUGCCCGGCACAGUCCUGUUAUAUUUGGAGAGAAGGAAUUUAUAAGAUACAUGGAACUGCUGGAUAAAAUAAUAAGACUGAUCAAACUGGAUCAAAAGAGAAGAAGUAAGACCUUGAAGGCAGUCGACUUGGAAGUCCAGAUGAAAGGUUCUAAGGGAACAGAGACUGUUGUGCAUGAACAGAAAGGGGAAGCCAUUCCUCUGGAGGAUCUGCAUCAAAGAGGUAGAGCUGGGGUAAACCACGCUGAACCACUCACAAAUCGGGACAUUUCCAGUGGUUACAGCAGUACAGACAGGUCCAGUAGUGACCGCGGGAGUGCUGAGAGACUCAUUUCACAGGAGGAACGUAGAGUGUAGCAUCUGUGGAGGGAACUAUGCACUCACACUGGACCAAAGUCGUAAUGGUGUGUGUUUUAUUCUAGAUCUAAAGCUUUGUUUGAGAAGAUGUUCUGUUCUGAAGAAAGGUACUGUUCCCCUCUUUGUUUUAAGUCCAGAUUUUCCCAGUGCUAAAUACAGUAGAACACGGAUAGCUCGAAUUCGUCGGGAUUGGCCUCGGUAGUUAGAGAGAUUCAUAGUUUGAGGGAUAUCUUACAAAGAUAAAGAAGAAGAAAAAAACGGGACUGCAGGCAGAGUGCGAUUGAUGUGUGAUUUCGAGGCUUCAGUGCUCGACCUGUCUGUGUUAUACUGUUGGUACUUGGCAAUGGAUUACAGUCAGAGUAUGUGAUGAACAGCAGUUUAGUAGUAUGAACCUGAUACGCUCCUGCACUGUUUGUCACUUACGGGAACUGAUAUGUUCUGUUGGAAUUAACUGCCGGACAAGGGAGUCAUUGUAAAGUCACAUGGACGUCCCAUCAGAAGGGAUUCACAACUCUUUAAGUAGACACGUAAAUUUUAUACCAGCGUUAAUUGAUCAUCUUGCUAUUCGAAUAUUGACAUCUGAAUCUCUACUUUAAGAUGUGAAUUCUGAUUUGUGAUUGUGAUAUAUUUAAAACUCCACAGAGAUUACAUGUUGUUUCCAGAU